GACGAGCCCGCGCGCUACAAAAUUGCCCUCGGUGCUGAUGUCCGGCAGAACGAGAUGGCUUCUGUCAAGAUGUUUGGGAGCAUCCCAUUGACCGACACUUGUUUCGAUGACCCCAAAAGACGCAAGAAGAAAAAGGCUAAGAAACCGAAAAGGGAAAAGUCAGAUAAGCAUAAAUCAAAGCCGAAAGGUCAACAGAGUUUGAAGGAUUACUCUGACAUUUGUGACUCGAACUUCUUUACAGAGUGGCCAGAGAUCAAGAAGAAGAAACGGAAGAAGAAACACGAUGGCAGUUUGAAUGAGGAGUUUCCUUUGACACAGAAUAAAAACCUCAAAAUGUCGAAGCGAAACAAGCAGAACAGAAAAAGUAACCGUGCCGCGGUCAAACAUGGUGUCCGCUCAGGUCCUGCUGAACAGGAAGCAGUGCAGCCGAUUAUAAGCUCAAUACAGAAAGAGAAGAAACAUAAAAAGAGAGUUGUCUUUAACCUCUCGCCGGUUUUGCUUGAACCUAAACCAGUACAAGAUCCUUUUGUGGCGAGAGACAUCCUUCAAACCCAGCGCUCAGGUGCAGAAAAAAAGCCGGUGUUUAAUGCGGUAUUUCCUGGAGAUGGACGUCACAGCAAGCCGACCACGGAAGAAAAUGUCAUGGAGUCUCAAAGUACGCCUGAUGACAUCAACAGCCAAGACCUGUUCAUCACACAGAAGACGUUCUCAGAUCCCUACAUAGACCUCUGCAGCAGUGCGAGUGCUGAAGAAGCCCUAGAACCUCAGGGCUAUUCAUCAGCAAUGAAGCAGUUAUCUCCAGAACCUCAGUCUUAUACAUCACCACCACCAAGGAAACGCUCAUAUCCAGAACCUCAGAAACCAUUGUGUCCAUCAAAUCACCCAUCACUACCAAGGAAACCAUCACACCUUCACAAACUCGAAGCUUUUACUCAGACUGAAAACUUCUUCACCUCUCCUCUCCUCGCUGCUUCUCUCAGGUUCCGUCAGCAGAGCACGUGCUCAGAAGAACCGAUGGACCUGAGCCUGCCGAAAAGAUCCAGGCUUCAUCAGCGAGAAGCCGCCGGGAAAGCGUCCGGAGAUCAGCGCCACCCGGAGCCGAACGUAGCGGACCUGACACAGAGCGAUGAUGGCGACGCGCAUUUAAAAAGCAAAGCUGACCUCUCUCAGCUGAAAGUGGUUCAGACACGGCUCAACGAGUCCUUCUUCUUCAAGCUGAAGGGAGAAGGGGAUUCGCCCAAACCGAUGUCGCCGCUCAUGAAGUUGGCAGGAAGCGUAGAGAAGAAGAAGCCGUGACUUAAUCGAAUAAGUUAAAACUAAAUUCAGGUCUGUGGAUUGAGGUAGAAUGUUUCAGGCAAUUAAUCCCCGAGUUCUAUUUGGGUGUUUAUUAUUAUUCCGGAGAGUGUUUUAUUAAAUAUAUACACUGCAAGUGCGCUUCUGGUUAAAUUCUAUAUAAAAUUAAAAAGGAGUACUGGUUAAAAGACUUGUUUAUCACAUUAAUAAGGCACAGCAUAUAGUUAACACUACAGGUUUAACAGAUUUACUCUUAUUUAUAGUCACAUGUUUUAU
Hemibagrus wyckioides is the source of this 1569-nucleotide messenger RNA. RefSeq lists its product as uncharacterized. The transcript is spliced from 2 exons. The record is from RefSeq and is a predicted model, not a curated record. The coding region runs from base 55 to 1296 and encodes 413 amino acids. Lineage: Eukaryota; Metazoa; Chordata; Actinopteri; Siluriformes; Bagridae.